UCUUCAUCCUUUCCUCCCGGCUCCCUCCACACUCCUGGACCUGCCCCUAGAAUCUAGCCCAGCUCUCUACCGGCCAACUCCUGGCCCCGCCCCCGAGGUUACAGGGGCAGGGGCGGGGCUGGAGAACCAUCGAGAUGCUCUGGCCUGCGAGCGGAUCUGUGCCGGCGGAAGUCUGCAGGGUGGGACGCGGAGGGAUGGGCAUGCAAAACCGCUUCCGGCGGUUCGGUCAGUUGGCGGGUCCCAGACGCGCUCAGGCUGGGUGUCUGAAUCAAGACAAGUGGAUCCCACCCUCCAAAUGUCAUGGAGGCGGUGACAUUUGGCGACGUGGCUGUGCACUUCUCCCGGGAGGAGUGGCAAUGUCUGGACUCUGGCCAGAGGGCCCUCUACAGGGAGGUGAUGCUGGAGAACCACAGCAGUGUGGCUGGACUAGCAGGGUUCCUGGUUUUUAAGCCUGAACUGAUCUCUCGGCUGGAGCAAGGACAAGAGCCAUGGGUCCUUGACCUACAGGGAGCAGAGGGAACGGAGGCACCGUGGAUUUGCCAGACAGAUUCUGCUAUUAGAACUGAUCAUAAGCAGACCUGUGAGUACACAAACAUUCCCAAAAGUCAGCUUCCUGGCUUUGGACACAAUUUGGAUUCUAAGGUCUGGUCAGAGAAUUGUUCAAGUAGCCUUGGGCUAAGAGUGAGUGGCUCACUUUUCCAGAAACAUCAUUUGAAUAAUGAGACGAUGGCUCCCAAGGACACUGUCCGGCACGGUAAGGAGCUACAGGCCACUGCUCUGGGUUAUCCACCUGGUGAACGGAGAGACGGUGUGACAGGGGCAUCAGAAGACUGUGAAAUGUGUGGUAGAGUCUUUACGCCAACUUUGCGCCUGGAUCCAUAUCUGGAAGUGAAUGUGCAGGGAAUGCCAUACAGAUGUCAAGAGUGCCCCAAAAAAUCAUCUGACUGCUUAAAGGAGAAAUACACCAGUAGCUGCCGUGGGCAGAAACCUUAUGAAUGUGAAGAAUGUGGGAAAGUCUUCAGGCUGCGUUCACAACUCAAGCAGCAUCAGAGAAUCCACACUGGAGAGAAACCAUUUAAGUGUGUUGAUUGUGGGAAAGCUUUCCGUUUGAGCACCAAACUGAUCCAGCACCAAAGAAUUCAUACUGGAGACAGGCCUUACAGAUGUGAAGAAUGUGGGAAAACCUUUGGUCACAGCUCAAGCCUUAUCCAUCAUCAGAGAAUCCACACAGGAGAAAGGCCCUAUAGUUGUCAAGAGUGUGGAAAAGCCUUCAGCCAGCAGUCACAGCUGGCCAGACAUCAGAGGAUCCACACUGGCGAGAGGCCCUACCCCUGCCAUAAGUGUGGCAAGGCCUUCAGCCAGAGCUCGACUCUAGCCCAGCACCAGAGGAUGCAUACUAGGGAGAAAUCUCAAAUGCCAAGAGCUUCAGAGAGCCCAAGCCUUACUGCGCGUGAGAAAAACAGCCCUGCAGAGAAGCCGUUUAAGUGUGAGGACUGUGGGAAAGCCUUCAGGUGGAUCUCUCGCCUGAGUCAGCACAGGCUGACUCACACCGGAGAGAAACCUUUUAAGUGCAACAAGUGCACAAAAGCCUUUGGUUGUAGCUCGAGGCUCAUUCGCCAUCAGAGAACACACACGGGAGAAAAGCCAUUUAAGUGUGAGGAGUGUGGGAAGGGCUUUGUCCAGGGCUCGCAUCUCAUUCAGCAUCAGCGAAUCCACACAGGAGAGAAGCCUUAUGUGUGUGAUGACUGUGGGAAAGCCUUCAGCCAGAGCUCCAGUCUUAUCUACCACCAGAGGAUUCAUAAGGGAGAGAAGCCAUACGCAUGCUCCCAGUGUGGGAAGGCCUUCAGUAUGAGCACGCAGCUCACCGUGCACCAGAGGGUUCACACUGGGGAGAGGCCCUACAAGUGUAGCGAGUGUGGGAAAGCCUUCAGUCAAAAUUCCACGCUUUUCCAGCACCAGAUAAUUCAUGCUGGAGUGAAGCCCUACGAGUGUAGUGAGUGUGGAAAGGCCUUUAGCCGGAGCUCAUACCUUAUCGAACACCAGAGAAUCCACACUCGAGCCCAGUGCUACAAGGAAUUUGGAAACACUGUUGAAAGUAGCUCCUUUUUGAACUCUAAAAAAGUGAACACUGCAAAAAAACUGUACCAGUGUGAUGACUGUGAUAAAAUAUUCAGGUGGCGUUCACACCUAAUGAUACACCAGAGGAUUCACACAGGAGAGAAGCCUUACAAAUGUAAUGCUUGUGGCAAAGCUUUUAAUCGGAGCUCAAGGCUCACUCAGCACCAAAAAAUUCACAUGGGAUAAAGCGUUUACCUAAAGUUUACCUUGGUUAAUUCUCUAUUGCUGUGAUGACAUCAUGGCCAAGAUAACUUCCUUGUUUUUUCGAGACAGGGUUUCUCUGUGGCUUUGGAGGCUGUCCUGGAACUCACUCUGUAGACCAGGCUGGCCUCGAACUCACAGAGAUCCACCUGCCUCUGCCUCCCGAGUGAGUGCGAGUGCUGGGAUUAAAGGUGUGCACCACCAUCACCAGGCUCCAAGGUAACUUUAGAAAGGGCUUAUUUGGGGCUUACGGUUCCAGAGCAUUCAUGGCCAUCAUUGUGCGGGGCAUGGCAGUGGGCAAGCAGGUAGGCACGGCGCUAGAGCAGUAGCUGAGAGCUCACAUCUUGAGACAGUUGCUAAGCAGAGAGGACUAACUGGAAAUGCAGUCUUUAGAAACCUCAAAGCUCACCCCCAGUGACACACCCCCAAGACCACACCUCCUAAUAAUUCCCAAACAGUUCCUCCAACUGAGGACCAAGUAUUCGUACAGAUGAGCCUAUGGUGCGGGGCAGUUUCGUUCAAACCACCAUGCUAUAUAAAUAUGUAACGAUAACCUGAAGCCUUAUUUUAUUUGGAUGAUUUAUGCUAACAGAGACUUGAGAGUGCUGGGGGAGAUUCAGAUUUGUUGUUAAGAAUAUUCUACUUUAAGCCGGGCGUUGGUGGCGCACGCCUUUAAUCCCAGCACUCGAGAGGCAGAGGCAGGCGGAUCUCUGUGAGUUCGAGGCCGGGCUGGACCGAUAGCCUCCAAAACAAUACAGAGAAACCCUGUCUCGAAAAACCAAAAAAAAAAAAAAAAAGAAUAUUCUACUUUAAAAAUGUUUUGUUUCUGUAAUGUUUGGCAUUUACGCACUGAAUAAAGUUUGUGUCACACUCAAA
Mesocricetus auratus (golden hamster) is the source of this 3195-nucleotide messenger RNA. Its product is annotated as zinc finger protein 7-like. Gene Ontology annotation, biological process: regulation of transcription by RNA polymerase II. The transcript has 5 exons. The record is from RefSeq and is a predicted model, not a curated record. Gene Ontology annotation, cellular component: nucleus. The coding region runs from base 301 to 2304 and encodes 667 amino acids. Lineage: Eukaryota; Metazoa; Chordata; Mammalia; Rodentia; Cricetidae. Gene Ontology annotation, molecular function: DNA-binding transcription activator activity, RNA polymerase II-specific; RNA polymerase II cis-regulatory region sequence-specific DNA binding.